AUGGCUUCACCCGAGUACACGCUUCCUGCGUACUACAGAGACGGUGUGGUGACCUUCCCCGCGUACGUCUCGUUGCCACCAUCGGCUCGCCCUGACUUGCAAGCGUGCCUGGCUGCCCAUCAAACACCAUCGGUCAAAUGCAUAACUCUAUCUGCCGACAUCAGAUCGCCUCGAUCGCAAUCGUGGAACACGCCGACAUACAAGCAACAAAUCGCACUCAGGUGGGGCAUCUCGGUCGACCGCAUUCGCGCACUCAGCAUCUCUAUUGAUGAUCAAUUCGUCCUCAUCGAGGACCACGACGACUGGCACGAUUGGGCCCGCGCCACCUUCGCCUGGAUAGGCAGGGCUAAUCACAGGCACGAUCCCGACGCUCCCAAAACUGUCGAACCAAUCCAUAUCAAGGUCUUGAUCGACACGCCAGCGCAAGUGCAACUGUCGACGCCGCGGCCCUCGCAAUCUGUCAGUCGGGCGUCGCCAACAGCCACUUCAUCCACUAGCACUUCAGCGGCUGGCGCUCAGCAUGGCGACGUUGCAAGUUCUGCUGGAACACCCUCUCAGCAUACAGAUGAGCUGACUCUUAUGCGCUCAACGUCACCUGCGCUCUCGUCGUCUCACAGCGUAUCCCUCCCGUCGAUGCCCUCAGCGCCGCGCCCCCAGACGGACACUGCCAGCACGCCAGCCCCGCAGCAACAGACUUUCAAUGCCGCUUCGACAUCGGCUGCCGCGUUGGCGAACGAUAUCGCCGGAUCUGUCCUUCAAGCACUUCAGCCUGUCUCGCGCGAUCUGCCCGUCGUCCUGUCCAGCCUCAUCCUGUCGGCCAUCCCGCAGGCACUCAACUCGAUUCACAGCGUCAGUGGUGGCAUCCAUCCUGCACAAGGCACGCAGUCCGCGCAAGCAUCCCCGGCUCCAUCCCCGUCAGCCGCCUCCAGCUCCACCGCUCCUCCUGCGCCGACACGGCCUGUCGACACGACUUUGCAGGAGGAGGAUGCAACAAGCGUCAGCGCCCCAGCGCAGCAGAGACAGUCGCUGAUCGAAGGCAUGUUGGACGAGCUCGCUCGUGUGCGUGCACAGCCAGCACCCAACGCAGCCUCGCAGGCGACGCCUUCGCCCUCCGAUGCUGCACAAGAGCCCGCCGCCGAAUCCACGAUGAGCGCCGAGCUCGGGCACGCGUUCGCCGAGAUGCUGUCGCAGCCCGAUGCCGGCGCCCUCGCCCAACCUGAGCGACAGGCCACAGACGAUGAUGAGACGUUCUCGAUCGUAUCUACACCUGUCUCGAGGGGCAACGCAGCACGCUCACGAUCCCGCUCCCGCUCUCGCUCACGGUCUCCGCGCCUUGGCGUCUCGGGGGUGAUGUUGACACUGCUCACGCUGUUCACUUUCCUCAUUGGGCUGGUUGUGCCUGUAUCCGGUAACGCGCUGAACCCGCACGCGCCCAUGCUUGCACGCGACACUCCAGUGGUUGGACGACAGACGCGUCAGCUGCAUCUGUGCAAGUGUACGUGUUUUCAGACCAACUCUACGCUCGUCCCGCUCUAUGCACCUGCCGACCCUGCCAAGCCGUGCGCCACAUGUACGCGCCAAUUCUGCCUCGACCAAAGCCUGGACAUCUGCAAGGGCGCAAAGCUCGAGCAUACCGACCACGAUGUGGGCACAGGCUUCGAGGGCGAUGUUUGGGCAAAGUGCUUCGAGAGAGAUAGCUACAAAGACCAGUCCAUCAUCACGCUCUAUUUGCUCGUGCUUGUUGCCCUCGUCGCGUUCGCAGCUCUAAGGACUAGGAUGGAGGGUUGGUAUCACGACUACCAGAGGUUGGGUCCGCAGGGUAUCUAUGAUGCCGUACGUCAGUCGCCAUGGCGCACAUCCGCACAUUGA
Messenger RNA from Moesziomyces aphidis, 1869 nucleotides. The record is from the annotation of a GenBank genome assembly. NCBI's taxonomy places the organism in Eukaryota, Fungi, Basidiomycota, Ustilaginomycetes, Ustilaginales, Ustilaginaceae.